AUGUUGUCAUGUCACAUGACUCGCAGCUGUCACAAUGACUUUGGUGGUAACCAUCGCUACCUCAAGGCGAUGCUCCUCACUCCAACAACUCUCGCCUAUGGUAGAUCACGUACCUGCCGCGAAAGAACACGAUUCGGCAUCAUUGAUAUCACUUUCGUCAAUAUGGGCGAAGCUUUAGACCGUGGACUUGAAGGUUUCCUUCCUGGUGUCCAUCGAUAUCCAUACAAAGGAAAAGACGACUUUCCUAAUGUUAUGAACUAUGAGUUGACCCUUCCAGAUAGGCGUGAAUUCUUCCUCGUUACAAACCUCAGCCAACACACAUUCGAAGCGGACUUUUUCAACACCGAAGACAAGCCGUUUUCACACUCGUGGAAAGAAUACUUCUAUGACUCGCAAUUGCUUGUUGUCGAAAUGCUACCACGCGUACCACACGAACGAGCCAGUCGCAGAUUAUCUCAAUUUAUUAUGAGCGUGGCGGAUGCGAAUGCGCAGCUCUCUCCUGACAACUUGAUUAUACCCGACGGGACAGCUGCGGUUCAACUUGGCACAUCCGCUAAGUGCCCUGAUGAAUCUUUUCGUCCACUCUAUUUCGCACAUCAAGCUUUCCCAACUGUGAUUGUUGAGACGGCGUUUACUGAGUCUCCGCAAAAGCUUGAGCAAGAUGCCCGUCGCUGGGUGACGCAAUCGAAUGGGCAGGUUACCGUGAUUACGGUCCAUCUUGAAGAGUCGACGGAACGUAUUGUUCUCCAGAGGUGGGUCCUGGCAAAUGGUAGCCCUGUUAGGAGACAGGAGACUACCAUCACCAAUGUACGCGGCGCUAGAAGAAACGAGGGCGCAUCUGUUCAGAUAACGAAUGCACCGUUCAUCAUCCCUUACCAGGAGCUCCUCGCGCGAGCUCCAAGAAGCAGCAACGACCGAGAUAUCUCGAUCGACGUGAUGGCACUGGGUUUGUUGUGCGAACAAGUCUGGGCUUCACAGUAA
Penicillium atrosanguineum is the source of this 981-nucleotide messenger RNA. RefSeq lists its product as uncharacterized. The transcript has a single exon. The coding region runs from base 1 to 981 and encodes 326 amino acids. NCBI's taxonomy places the organism in Eukaryota, Fungi, Ascomycota, Eurotiomycetes, Eurotiales, Aspergillaceae. The record is from RefSeq and is a predicted model, not a curated record.